Molecule: messenger RNA, 990 nt
Organism: Sorex fumeus (smoky shrew)
Lineage: Eukaryota; Metazoa; Chordata; Mammalia; Eulipotyphla; Soricidae
Product: olfactory receptor 7G1-like
Exons: 2
Coding region: 1-990 (329 amino acids)
Biological process (GO): G protein-coupled receptor signaling pathway
Cellular component (GO): membrane
Molecular function (GO): olfactory receptor activity; G protein-coupled receptor activity
Source: RefSeq, a predicted model, not a curated record
AUGGCGUCUACUUGCUCCACGAACAUGAAGAGCCUUAAAUUCACCAGCAGCCUUGCACCUGGAAACCUCACAGAAGCUCCCAUCUUCCUCCUACUAGGACUAACAGAUGAUCCGGAGCUGCAGCCCAUCCUCUUCUGGCUCUUCCUGACCAUGUACAUUGUCACCAUCCUGGGCAAUCUGCUCAUUGUCCUGGCCGUGGUCUCGGACCCCCACCUGCACACCCCCAUGUACUUCUUCCUCUCCCACCUCUCCUUCACCGACAUCUGCAUCAGCACCUGCACCAUCCCCAAGAUGCUGGGGAACAUCCGCACCCAGACACAGAGCAUCACUUAUGUUGGCUGCAUGGUCCAGACUUUCUUUGUCAUGGUUUUAACUACUUUGGAAAACUAUAUCCUGGCCUCCAUGGCUUACGACCGCUAUGUGGCCAUCUGCCACCCACUGAGGUACACGGUCAUCAUGAACCAGCUUCUCUGCGCGCUGCUCAUUGUGCUCUCACUGUUGACAAACGUUUCAGUCUCUGGGCUACACGCGCUGAUGGCGCUGCGACUCUGCUUCCCUUCGAAAGUGCUCGUCCCCCAUUUCUUCUGCGAAUUUGCCCAGCUGCUCAAACUCUCCAGCUCCGACACCUUCAUCAAUAACCUGCUGAUCUACCUGGUGGCUGCCAUAUUUGGAGGCAUUCCCGUUUCGGGCAUCGUUUUCUCCUAUACUCAGAUUAUCUCCUCGGUUCUGAGGAUGCCCUCGGCCCAGGGGAAGCAGAAAGCCUUUUCCACCUGUGGUUCUCACUUGUCUGUGGUUUCCUUGUUCUAUGGGACAGCGUUUGGGGUUUACAUUACUUCUCCACUUGUGGAAUCUUCCAGAGCAUCUGCUAUCCCCUCAGUGAUGUACAUUGUGGUGCCACAGCUGAUGAACCCCUUUAUCUACAGCCUGAGGAACAAGGACAUGAUGGGGGCCGUGAGGAGGCUCCUGAGUGGAAAACGGUCUAUUCUCUGA